This is a messenger RNA of Priceomyces carsonii, 1176 nucleotides long. Its product is annotated as putative cysteine synthase. The record is from RefSeq and is a predicted model, not a curated record. Lineage: Eukaryota; Fungi; Ascomycota; Pichiomycetes; Serinales; Debaryomycetaceae. Gene Ontology annotation, cellular component: cytoplasm. The coding region runs from base 1 to 1176 and encodes 391 amino acids. The transcript has a single exon.
AUGCAAAAAUGGGGAUCAUUAUUGGCUGCUGCAGCAUCUAUAACGUCAGCGCUUAUCAUUUUUAAACGACUUUAUGAUGAUUUCAAGACAGAGCCUGAGAGGUUGACUCUGCUACCUCCUAAGAGUAGAGGAAUAGAAUCAUUGAUUGGGAAUACUCCAUUAAUCGAAAUCAAAUCGUUGUCUAGUUUAACAGGCUGCAAAAUAUAUGCUAAGAUGGAGCUAUUUAAUCCAGCAGGGAGUGCCAAGGAUAGGGUUGCAUUAUCAAUUAUAAGAGAAAAUGAAAGAUUGGGCAGGCUUAAACCUGGCAACGGUGACAUUAUUUUUGAAGGUACUUCUGGAUCCACAGGCAUUUCAUUUGCCACUUUGGCAAAUGCUCUAGGAUAUACAGCUCAUAUAUGCCUUCCAGAUGAUACUUCGCCUGAGAAGAUAAUGUUGUUACGAUCAUUGGGUGCGGAAAUACAAUUGGUCAAGCCUGCUUCUAUUGUAGAUCCUGACCAAUAUACAAAUAUUGCACGCAGACUCGCCGACGAGAUAAAUUCAAAUCAUGAUGAUCCAAGGAAUGCUAUAUUUGCUGAUCAAUUUGAGAAUGAGUUUAAUUGGAAAGUACAUUACUCAACGACGGGACCCGAGAUCUGGAAGCAGAUGGAGCAUGACAUUUCGUUAUUUAUCACUGGUUCUGGGACAGGUGGGACCAUUACUGGCGUGUCAAAAUUUUUAAAGGAACAAGACGAGAAUAUCAAGAUUAUAUUGGCAGAUCCCCAGGGUUCUGGCUUGGCCAAUAGGAUUAACUAUGGCGUAAUGUAUGAUACAGUUGAAAAAGAGGGAACAAGAAGACGACACCAAGUUGAUACUAUCGUUGAGGGAAUAGGACUUAACAGACUUACUCGAAAUUUUAAACAAGGUGAGGGCUAUAUUGAUGAAGCUAUUCGGGUAAAUGACGACGAGGCAGCAAAAAUGGCUAAAUAUCUUUGCCUUAACGACGGAAUAUUUUGGGGUCCAUCUGCUGCAGUGAACUGUGUAGCAGCCCUUAAAAUUGCAUACCAGUAUGGUCCUGGCCAUAAGAUUGUACUCAUUGCUUGCGAUUCAGGAGAGCGGCACUUGUCAAAAUUUUGGAAGAGAGCUGUUAAUGUCUCUGAAGACGUAACAAUUGACGAUAUAUUACAGGAAGAUUGUUAA